This is a messenger RNA of Penaeus vannamei (Pacific white shrimp), 710 nucleotides long. RefSeq lists its product as uncharacterized. NCBI's taxonomy places the organism in Eukaryota, Metazoa, Arthropoda, Malacostraca, Decapoda, Penaeidae. The record is from RefSeq and is a predicted model, not a curated record.
CAGCAUUUUCCUUACGGCACCUUCUCCACCAGACGGUGGUGCAGCCACAGCCACUCCCUUCAUCAGCAUUUUCCUUACGGCACCUUCUCCACCAGACGGUGGUGCGGCCACAGCCACUCCCUUCGCCAGCAUUUUCCUUACGGCACCUUCUCCACCAGAAGGAGAUGCAGCCGCAACCGCUCCCUCCGCUAAGGCUUCCGCCCCCCCGUCUUCCCCGAGGUCCCUUUCUCCAGAAGAAGCCAUAAUGCAGCAAGAGCAAGAGCUGUCUGCUCUGGGAUGCCGUCCUGUGCCAAUCAAGAUGGACGUGAGAAAGGAGCUCAGUCCUAAGGACACUCUGUUGGACAAGCCCUUCUAUCCGCGGUACGUGACGGUCCAUCAGUGCGACGAUUCCAGAAGCUUCUGCCAAGAGGAAGGAUGCCGUUGCAUGCGGGCCGGGAACAGCACGCUGAGGAAGGAGAUCACCGUCAAGUACGCCGAAGGAGGAAAGACCGCCUUCGAGAAGAGGGAACUCCCGAGCGAUUCUCACUGCGAGUGCGACUGUGCUGCCGAUUUGGCAGGAAAGGCACAGGGAUAAGCGGCCCUGAAGUUCGAGCGAGAAUCCUUGAAGGAAAACCAUUUGCGGCGCGAGACUCCCUUCCGGCGGCCUCGGGAACUGUAGCGGAUGUCAGUGAUAUAGGCAUAUUUGUUGUCAUAAAUCAUUAUAUUAUGUU